Macrobrachium nipponense is the source of this 4111-nucleotide messenger RNA. RefSeq lists its product as uncharacterized. The transcript has 7 exons. The record is from RefSeq and is a predicted model, not a curated record. Bases 2747 to 4111 code for a protein of 454 amino acids. Lineage: Eukaryota; Metazoa; Arthropoda; Malacostraca; Decapoda; Palaemonidae. Gene Ontology annotation, molecular function: CoA-ligase activity.
UAAAAUUAAACGCGUUUUCAAAAGGGAAAAAUAUAUAAAAUUCUUAGGAUUGGCAACAGUUCAUUAUAAUUCGCCAUACGUUUGUGUGAGGGAACUCGCAGUCAAUAUUCCAAAGUGGAUCGCGUUUCGAAGGAAAAUUUUCUGAAGGAGACAACAUUUCUCGAAAUCCAUCCAAAAUCGAAUUUAGUGUCUCUGAUCCUGAUUUCCUUCAUUUUCAUUGGUUAGCGCCGGUGUCGGACCAUAAAUACUGUAUCAGAUUAAUCUUACUUGCAUUGUAUACUGCACUGAGAUAACCCACCUCGCAAGGCAUUAUUACAAUAAUGAAAUCCUACGUGGAACAUACGUUAUCAAUAUCAUUCUACUCUGAAAUUUUGUAUGGAGUAAUGAUUCUCAUAAAAAUACUGCAUUAACCAAAGCCUAUGAAGCGUUAAAACAAAACCAUGAUGAUUUCAUUACCACUACUACAUUUACCCGUAAUCAAUUAAGACCAUUUUAACCAAAACAUAAUGCAUUAACGCAAUCACUUCAAAAAUCGUCCUCUAUAAACGACAGAUUCGGUUUGUUCCUCGCUCAACUAACCAUUAUAAAUGAAUUUCCGAUGAAACAGUCAAAAAGGGCACCGGAAACAAGCCCCUCUAGAUCGACCUCCAUAAUAAUCCAUAGUUCAUCUCGGAUGUACAGUGGUGCUCAAAUCUCAUGCGACAUGAUUCUUUUUGUAUCGUCCAGAUUCUCAGACUCAACGUGAUGUUGCCAAGUAGUGUUAUCAUUUUUUUUCUAAUGUCAUACAUGUCGAAAAGUUUGUGAAUUCACAGCUAGCCCUAUUUUCCUUAUGGUUAUAUAAAUAUGAUCCCUUUUAUGCAUUGGUAAAAUUCGUAAUCUGUGUGAUUUGAACUGAUUUUCUUUUUUUACGCUGCUCAGUUCAAAGUGCGGUGUGAUAAGGUUAGCUGUGCCAAAAAUGAAAGCACACUUCACAUGCCCCUCGGACUGGUCAACAUAACUACGUCUGCUGCUGUAUGACAGUAGACCUAAUAAGCUAAACAGUUAUAACAACAUUUUCAACGUAGGAAUAUGAAUUAAAACAAGUUUUCUUUGAAUGUUGAAACUUUCGACUGUGUUUAAGCUGCCUGUAUGUUGCAAAAUAUUUUAUAGGCCUAAAAAAAUAAUCUACGCCAUCUGAGAUAUAAUCUGUUAUUAAUGAAUUUAUUUGUAGAGAUUAUGUUUUUUGACGAAUACAAUAGGAAUAUGAAUUACAACCAGUUCUUUGAAUGUUGAAGUUUUAGGCUACGUUUAAGCUGCCUAUAUGUUGCAAAAUGAUUUAUAGGCCUAAAAGAAUAAUCUAAGCCUUAUGAGAUGUAAUGUUACCAAUGUUUAUAUUUGUAGAGAUUACCUCCUCUUUGAGGAAUAAAAGAUGAUGAUUUUGAUUAUAUGGAGAAGAUGACUAUUAAUCGAAAUAUCAUAAGUAUUAAUAUCAAGGCGUAUGGAACACUUGUUUUUCAAGUGGUUUAAAAUAUUAUUUUCUUAAAAGGCCUCCUCGCUUUUGGUGUAUAAUUUAUUCUUUCAUAAGGUAACUUGAAGAACAAGAAUGUGUUGAUUACCUCAUUUGCUUUUUGGCCAGAAAUUGUUAAUAGAGAGAUGUGACUGUUAAUUGUAAACUAAAGAAAUCUAAUACCUAGGCCUAGGAACAAUAAUUUUUUAAAUGUUUAAGAAUUAUAACAAUUAAUUAUGUAUGAAAAUCCAAAUAUUCCUCUAACACAUAUAAAGUAAGUGUUUUCAAGAUAAUUUCAUUGUCGCUACUCAGUGUAGACCUACUUAUUUUAUACCGGGUGGUUGUUGCACGGACACUAAUGACAGAUACGUCACACACGCUCCCCUCACACGUUGAUAUCGGUGGGCGCAUUCUACUUUUGCAUAUACAUAUUUACAUUUUUUUUUCAGCAUUGACGUGAAAAAGCAAUCAAAUAGGACUAUUUCAAAUUUUAUGUUGGCUUUGGAAGCAUUAUUAAUGUUAUGAUAAUUUUUUUCCUCUUUUAUUUAUUUGAACUGAUGCUUGAUGACGACUUCAUUUUGGUCAAAUGCUUCAGCGAUGUGUGAACGAAAGUUUUGAAAAUGUUUCGGAAGAGUUUUUUCUGAAAUUUGCUACACGUGACAUUUUCUUACAGUUUUGAAAUAUAUGACAGAUUUCACUUUUAUGAAACAUAUUAUGUCCAUAUUGUAUGCAAUAAUCGCGUUUCCGCAUUGAAAUAAUAGAUAUAAAUAUGGAGCAUGCUAGUUGCCAGUUAGUGAAUUUUGAACGAAAUCCUAUGGAGUCAUGUCGCAUGAGAUUUGAGCAUCACUGUACGAUAAUGCUCGUAAAGUUACCUGGAGUCAACACCUUCAUGCACAGGUGAGCAACCAAACUCCUAUUCAUGAUUCCUUGAAAAGUUGUUGGUCUUCGCUGUCCACUUCUUUCUCUGCCACAUUUUAGUGUUAAAAGUUGUAGUAUCGCUAGAAGUAUAUAGUUUACUCGUUGGUACUGAUAUUUCAAUGUAAAAUAAAUGAUUGGAAACCAAGCCGCAUGCACAGCAUGAACAAUAAUGCUCAGCAUAUACAACGAUGUAUUAUGUAAUAUAUCCGUCUAGGAAUAAGAGACAUUCACUUGAAAUUGCAGCCUAUUUGCAAUUUUCACAGACCAGUGCACAGGAUGAAAAGGCGAUUUUUAUUUAUUUAUUUAUUGUUUUGUUGUUAAAAGACGAUCCAAGGACAUCACAUGCACGACAGUAUUCGCUGCGCAAAAUUCCACGGAAGAUUGACCUCAAGGUCCGCGCAUUGUUUGAUUUUCUGCCUUUUCAGUGACGUUAUCCGUGGCUCCAACCAAACAAAACGCUAUGCCAUCAGGCGGUUAUCAAAGGCUUCGGCAGCGCUCGCGGCUCGUCAGUCGUGGACAGCACUCCCUGGCUUCAAAGACACAGCAUCUCGAGUCGGUCACAGGAUGCUGCAAAACAUCACAGCACUCAGAGUUAUCCAGCGCUGUUUGACGGUUGAGAGGCUGAAGAACCAUUACCUAUGUGGACCAAACUGGUGGAGGAGACAAGGGCGAAGAACUCUGAGCGGUUCCUGCAGCCACCAGCAGCUCGUCUUCCCUUCACAAUUUUCAGAUGUCCAGCAGCCGCGGGGAAACCUCGUCAACAAGAUUUUCGAGAACGUCGAUCGCUGGGGCUCACAAGUCGCUGUGGAGUGUUCAGAAUCUGGCAGAACUCGCACUUACAAUCAGUUACUGGACGCAACACGAAUAUGGGCUGGGUUCCUAUCCAUCCUGGGGUUGGAAAAAGGUGAUGUCAUAGCAAUCGUCCUGCCCAACUGCCCAGAAUAUCCGAUAUUAGUGCUCGGAGCCAACAGCCUGGGCGUCAUCGUCACCAUGAUGAAUCCGAAAAACACAAAAGAUGAGAUAACGAACCAGCUGAAAGUCAGCGGGGCUAAAUUACUGGUGGUGACCCCUUCACUCGUGGAAGAGGUUGUACACCUACUCUCAUCUAACCCUCCGGUACAACUCGUCUUCAAUGGACCUUGCAAUAUCCCAGGGACAUAUAGCUUGCAGGAUAUCCUGGCUGAUCCUUCAGGAACUCGUAUUGAUCCUAUUGAGUUGACAGAAAGUACCAUUUCUCUGCUGCCCUUUUCGAGCGGUACAACAGGACCACCCAAAGGCGUCCAAGUUUCUCAUGGAGCCAUCGCCAUCAAUUUGCGUAUGAUUUCGCACCCGUCAAUAACGGCUACGAAACUAGCAACAGACCCCUUCCAAGAGCCCUACAUGUGUGUCCUCCCCUUUUAUCAUAUGUUCGGAAUGCUCCUCAUGAUGUUCGGCAUACAGCAUGGGGUGAAACUUGUUACCUUCCCGUCCUUCCAACCCGGGCAAUUCGUCAGCACCCUGGGGAAGCACAGAGUGAGAACCCUACACCUGGUACCCCCACUCGUCAGUUUCCUAAUCCAGUCACCAGAUAUCACGGCAGAGUCUCCUGACGUUUCUCAGAAAGAUUAUAAUCAGUGCAACUCCGUUUUCCUUGUCGCUUGCCCAAGCAUGCAAGAGCAAAUUCAAAGACGACGUUUUUCUACAGUAGAAAGUGGAAGUUGUCUUUGA